UUACUUUGGAGAGUAACACAAAAUGUGCGACUAAUAAACGUCCAAAUACCGAUUUUAAAAACUAAUUUACCUAUAAUUUGUUAGUGUUACGUAAUGUUCAUUAGCUACAGCAACAUCAUAACAUGGCUGCAACUCCGCGCCAUGGCAACGUUCACCCUGAAGACAAUCAUCUUGGACUUCAUCCUCGGUACCGUCUGUUUCUUCGGAGAUCAGCUCCUCAUGAUGCCCACAGUCCAUGAAUCUGAUUGGCUGAGAGUACUUGUGGACGAGACAACGCAUGGCCUGGUUGGCGUCUUUGCCUGGGCCGCAGUGAUCGACUUCGAGAUUUGCUGGAGUCAUCUGUUCGAGAUUAUCCUCUCGUUAUUUUUUUCCUGUGCCAUCGAUGUUGACCAUGUGCUUGCUGCUGGAACAUUUAAUUUAAAAGCUGCUUUAAGUCUCCCUCAUCGACCCAUCCUGCACUGUACGACAUUAAUCCUCUUGAUAUCAGUGGUUCUAUUUGCCGUCUCAAGGGCUUCGAACUCGAAACAUGCUAAACACCUUCCAUUGAUGUUCUUAGUGACGACAUUAUCGCAUCACUUACGGGACGGAAGUCGGCGUGGACUUUGGAUGUGUCCGUUUGGCUCUCUUAGCAUGCAGCAGUAUUCUAUGUACAUUGCCUUGAUUAUGAUUUUACCGUUGGUUGCAAAAUUUGUGGUCGUGUCGGUUGAUUUGGCAAACGGGUUUGGCGGAACGAUACGAGAAAAAAUGGAAAAGAGGCUGGAUCCUUUAGAAAGUGUCUAAAUAAGUCACACUAAUUACUGAGCAAACAGACCACAACUGACUUUCGGUUUACAUGUAAAACACCAUAAAAAUUUUAUCACAAGAAAAAACAUAAUCAUAUUCUAAUUCUAAUUUUGAGGUUACCCUCAAAGUUCAUCGCUCGUGAAUGAAGGGAAAGUCAAAAUUUUGUGAAUCAAAAAGUCCAACCACCAAAGUUCUGAUCAGUGUGCCACCAUCUUGUUUUGGUUGGGGAAGAGGAAUGAUAGAUGGUGGUGCACUGACUUGAAAAAUUCACAAAAUUCUCGAUAUAAAUUUCCUUCAUUCAAAAGUGUUGAAAUUCUGAAGUUAUCAUAUAUCACUUGAAAAGGUUUGUGGUUGUUUGUAGAUCAAAAGUGCCGUCUUUGGUUUGUAAUUAAAGGGACCAUCUGAAUAAUUUGCUGAUGAUGUCCUGCUUCUGCUGUGACUGUGAUUGGGGACUACACAUACAAACCCUCAGAAUUAGCGGCAACACACAUUCAAAAAGUGGACUUGAACAGAAUCCACUUGAACUUCAGUGUAAAUCCGCCAUUGAUGACAAACUAUUUUGGUCUGUUCACUCUGCCACCUGCAACACCUUGUCACCAUUGUCAUGUUUUGACAACACCGACUGAUUUGUCACUAUGCAAUCGUUACAUGUCCAGUCCCCUUAGAACCAAAUUCAAACAAUUCAGGUCCUCCCAAGAUUAGGCCUAUUGCUCGUGAGCCUAAUCCCUGAACAGAUUGUCGAGCAUUACAAUUGGGUAUCAGCUCUCGGGCAAUGGGCAGGUUAUAUCAAACGAUGGACAGCACGUGAUACAACCAACACUGGUCAAACUAAAUAGUUAUCAACUAUUUUCAGUUUUCAGUCAACUGUAAGUUUUUAAAAAGCAAUUUGUCAGAAAAAUGCAUUUUCAGGCGAACUGUCUAGUUUCCAAAAGCAUCGCAGCAAAAUGUUGUAGCCCUUUUUUUCUUUCGUGAGUGGACGAUCAUACAACUGAUUUGCUUAUCUGAGGAUUAUAAGACAAAAUCUUGAUCAUUCGUACUGCUCCAACAGGCAUUAUAGAGCUAUACGAAUGGUUCUAUCGUCAAGGAGCUGUAAACGUUAUGAUGACGAAUAGUAUUAGAGGCACUACGCCUCGUUUUGAGCCAGCCCCUCUAAUGUUAGAAUGUGGCCCCAUGCAGUCAAGUGGCGGGGUCACAGUUGUUAGGGAUUUAUAAAUUUGCCCUGCAUGCUUUCAAAUUUUAUCUCGAAUUCUGGGGAUUGCACUUUGAAUGCUAUGAUUUGUAAGUGAUGAAUGCUAUGAUUUGUAAGUGAUGGACAUCACCAAAAUUAAACAGCUGGCCUUGUUUCUUGGAUCGUAGGUUAGAACAUUGUCACUUGUGUCAACUGAAAUAAAUUCUUAUUCUAAAAAGAAAUAAUUCUGCACAUACAUGCCCUGGCUCUCCGAACUAUGUCAAGUAGAUCCAGCCGUCUACAUGUUUGUAUAUAAAUGUGCACUUUUUAAUCAAAAUUGUGUAAUGUGAUUUGUUCGCUCUUGGGUGGCUGUAAAAAUAUGUGGUUAUGCUUAUUUCUGCUGGUUUUGUGAUUUGCAUGUUUUAUAAAUCGCGUGUUCAAUGGUGCCACGCUUGGAUCUUGUGCCUUGAAGCUCAUGUUCAAUGGUGCCACGCUUGGAUAUUGUGCCUUGAAGCUCAUGUUCAAUGGUGCCACGCUUGGAUCUUGUGCCUUGAAGCUCAUGUUCAAUGGUGCCACGCUUGGAUCUUGUGCCUUGAAGCUCAUGUUCAAUGGUGCCACGCUUGGAUAUUGUGCCUUGAAGCUCAUGUUCAAUGGUGCCACGCUUGGAUCUUGUGCCUUGAAGCUCAUGGUCAAUGGUGCCACACUUGGAUAUUGUGCCUUGAAGCUCAUGUUCAAUGGUGCCAUGCUUGGAUCUUGUGCCUUUGAAGGCCUGGUGUGAGAUAACGUGCCAGGGCCGAAAGAAGGCAUCCUUGCUUACACCUGUAAGCGCCGCGCUAGUUAUGGGAGACUUAAAUGAUACAAUGGGUGAGGUCAAAUCUGGCAUCUGUGGUUUUCUAAGCUGAAAUCCUACCAUCGGAAGACCGUCUGUUUACCCUCAAUAAAAUCCGAAUGAUGUCGGUUGUAUCAAUGGUCAACAAGGUCAUCAUUUCCUGAUAAAGUCUUGUAGGGCCUAGGGUAGACGAGAAAUUUGAAGGACAUUUCUUGUAAUAACAGAACCUUUGGAUUAUGCAUUUAUCAAAGCCCCAGACUAAAGCUGAUGAACCUAUUGGAUCUGCUAAUUCUAGAACUGUAAAAGCGUUUGGAGGCAAUCAGGAUUUUUAAGAAGGGGAACCCUUUUUUCCAUCCAGAAAUAGUGCCGACACUAACAGUUUUGACUGUUUCUGACAGAUUUUAAAGUACAGUGUGAUGACCCUUGGCAGACACCUUUAUUAGGGUUUGACCUCAUUCACUGUAUCUGCUGGUCAUGUGUUCUAUGCAUCAAAUCAACACUAUGGCUGAAUCUCAGUAUUAUUAAUCAAGAUCCCAUGGCAACAGAACAAGUCAUCCCAAGUCAGUAUGGGCCAAUAUUUCAUUAAGUAGUGAACCAAAUUCAAUGUGAUUUUCAGCGUAUUGUCAGAAAUGUUGUUUGCUAAUCAUUGUUCAUUAUGGCAGGAAACUGAUUGUUUCAAUUUUUCAUUAUGUUAUAAGCAAUUUAAAAACCUUUAUAAAAAUUUGAAACAGUUGCAUGUUUCUUAACCACUAGAGCUAUGAACUUGAAACUUUGUACACAGGAUUAGGUCAAAUCAAAAACCCGUAGGAUACUUGAUGUAUCCUUGCUCGGAGUACCUAUCUUAAAAAGAUCAUCGAAAACAAGUCACUUAUAAGCGAGGUACUGCACUUUUUCCUUUUUAGUUUUGGCCCCCUGGUGGCCAAGUCGAGAUCAGACCAAAAUUUGGUGUGAAAUGUUACCUGACAUAGGGAGUCAUGUGUACCAAAUUUCAAGUUCAUAGCUUAAGCGGUUUAGAAACGUGCCAAUGUUACACUCAAAUGGCCGAUUUACAUCAUUUGUCAUCUGUGACCUUGAAAAUUAGGUCAAAUCAAAAACCCGUAUGAUAUGUAUCCUUGCUACACAAACCUACCAUAAAAAAAUUAAAUCAAAAACGAGUCACUUACAAGAGUGAUAUCACACUUUUAAGGUUUCCACAUUUGGCCCCCUGGUGGCCAAUUCAGUAAUCAGAUCAGACCGAAAUUCAGUGUUAGAGGUCACCUGACCUGAGGGUCAUUAACUGUUCAUAGCGUGAGUGGUUAAGAAACGUGCCACUGUUUUUGAAACAGGAUACAGACGAGGACGGCGCAGCGGUGUUGUAUAGACUCCCCUACGCUGAGCCAAAAAGGUACAAAGUGCAGUAUCUCGCUUAUUAGUGACUUGUUUUCAAUGAUACUUUUAUGAGAGGUACUCCAAGCAACGAUACAUCACAUGUCAUACCGACUUUGGUUUGACCUAUAUACUAUACUUUAGUACAUACAUUGUACAUGCAGCAUGUUUCUUAACCAGGAUGAAAUAUCUAUACGGUGAGCACAAUCGCCCUUGGCCGUUUCAUUAAAAAAAGUUCCUGUUAAGAAUUAGUUAGUUAAUUAAUUAAUUAAUAUAAGCUGGUAAUUAACUAAGUUUAACUGAAUAAGUUUAAAAACUCUAAGAUCUUUGAAGUAUCAAAAUAUUGAAUGAGCGGUGCUGGAGAUAUAACAAAAUAAGUGUUAUAAAAUGGGGCGCAUGUUAUUUGCAAUGCGUUGGCUUGCCAUUCCAAGAAUAGUUUACACCUGGUGUGCUGUAAGUUCGCUGUCUUUAAAGAGCAACAUCUGCCGGUAGAUAUACUAGCUCGAUUUUAAUGAUAUGAAUAUCAGAAUGAUAUGAAUUUGGGGUUUUAUCAUUCUAGCAAAUUUGUUUUUUAAGUUCAAUUAAAAAGUUUUUUGUUUAUUAAAAUGGCUGAUUCCUUAAUACACUUUGCAAUAGCAUUCCUGCCAUAAUUUGUUCUCAGAAAACAAAUUCCCAGAAAAAUGCUAAAAACUUUGUUGAAUUUGGUGCAUUAGUUCGGGAGAUAUUGUAUGAAGUACUGUAGGUGUUGAUAUUAAAUAUGACUGUACAAGUAUGCCUGGAGUGUGGUUUUAUAACAAAGCUAUGUACAUUACUAAUAUAUUAAAAGUGUUUCAUAUAAACUUGCCUUUGCAGUAUU
Molecule: messenger RNA, 5001 nt
Organism: Lineus longissimus
Lineage: Eukaryota; Metazoa; Nemertea; Pilidiophora; Heteronemertea; Lineidae
Product: transmembrane protein 267-like
Exons: 3
Coding region: 94-780 (228 amino acids)
Source: RefSeq, a predicted model, not a curated record